Molecule: messenger RNA, 1926 nt
Organism: Girardinichthys multiradiatus
Lineage: Eukaryota; Metazoa; Chordata; Actinopteri; Cyprinodontiformes; Goodeidae
Product: chromaffin granule amine transporter
Exons: 16
Coding region: 1-1713 (570 amino acids)
Biological process (GO): xenobiotic transport; transmembrane transport; aminergic neurotransmitter loading into synaptic vesicle
Cellular component (GO): terminal bouton; synaptic vesicle membrane
Molecular function (GO): xenobiotic transmembrane transporter activity; serotonin:sodium:chloride symporter activity
Source: RefSeq, a predicted model, not a curated record
AUGUUCUCUGUUCUGAAGGAUGUUGGUGCUUCUGUCUGUGCAGAGAUGGCGUGGCUGCUCCAGAGUCGAGGUUCUCCCAGACUGGUGCUGGUGGUGGUCUGUGUCGCUCUGCUGCUCGACAACAUGCUGCUCACUGUGGUUGUGCCAAUCAUACCAACAUUCCUGUAUGCCAUGGAACAUCCCAGUCCAGAACCGCAGACCGUCCAGCCAUCCCUGCUUCCUCAGCCCAGCCUCGGUGCACCACACCUGGAUACUGUGACCUCUCAGCCCCCCUCCUCCAGAUCUAACCUCCAGACCCCUAGCUGGACCUCCCAGCUGUCUCCACCCAGCAGCAGAACUCCAAUCCUGAGUCCAGAGUUACAGCAGAGGUCCCGGCUGUCUCUGCUGGUGUCCCUAUUUGAUAACCUCACCUUUACCCUGCAGGAGAGUCGAACGGAGGGAACCCCAGACACUGCUCGAACAGGUCCGACCAGCCGCAUCAACGACACCAUCAACACAACAGAUCCCUCCUGUCUUCAGGACAGUGUUUUCCUGGAGGAGGAAAAUGUCCGCGUUGGUUUGCUGUUUGCCUCUAAAGCUCUGGUCCAACUGCUCGUCAACCCGUUUGUUGGUCCGCUCACCAACAGGAUCGGAUAUCACAUCCCGAUGUUUGCAGGAUUCAUCAUCAUGUUUGUUUCCACCAUCAUGUUCGCUUUCUCAGGGACCUACGCUCUGCUGUUCUUCGCUCGCUCCCUGCAGGGAAUUGGCUCUUCCUUCUCGUCUGUGGCGGGUCUCGGCAUGCUGGCUAGUGUGUACACCGACGAUGAGGAGCGAGGAGUGGCGAUGGGCAUCGCACUGGGUGGACUGGCCAUGGGAGUCCUGAUCGGAGCUCCGUUUGGGAGCGUGAUGUAUGACUUUGUAGGGAAGAGCGCCCCCUUCCUGAUCCUGGCCUUCCUGGCUGUGUUUGAUGGAGCAUUGCAGCUGUGCAUCCUGCAGCCCUCUAAGAUCUGUCCUGGGAGUGUGGAGGGGACACCUUUACUGACCCUGUUGAAAGACCCGUACAUCCUCAUCAGUGCAGGGUCUCUGUGCUUUGCCAACAUGGGCGUGGCCAUCCUGGAACCAACGCUGCCCAUCUGGAUGAUGCAGACCAUGUGCUCCCCUAAAUGGCAACUCGGAAUGGCCUUCCUCCCAGCCAGCAUCUCCUACCUGAUCGGAACAAACCUGUUCGGGGUUCUGGCUAACAAGAUGGGACGGUGGCUCUGCUCCAUGGUGGGAAUGUUCAUUGUCGGGAUCAGUCUGCUGUGUGUUCCUUUUGCCACCAGCAUCUAUGGUCUGAUUGGACCAAACGGGGGUCUGGGCUUUGCUAUCGGGAUGGUGGACUCCUCCAUGAUGGCUAUCAUGGCUUACCUGGUUGACAUCCGUCAUGCCUCUGUGUACGGCAGCGUGUACGCCAUCGCUGAUGUAGCGCUGUGUAUGGGCUUUGCUAUAGGGCCAUCCACAGGGGGUGCUCUAGUCCAAGCGGUGGGAUUCCCCUGUCUGAUGGUCUUCAUCGGGAUCAUCAACAUCGUGUAUGCUCCACUUUGUUUCAUCUUACGUAACCCGGCUGUUCGAGAGGAGAAAAUGGCGAUCAUCGACCAGGAGUGUGUGAUGCACAGGAAAAGCUACAACACAGACAAGGACAGCCGUGAGUUUCCUCUGAGCGACUACAGCGAGGAAGAAGAGACGGAGGAGUGAAACGCUCACAUGUUCUCAUGACGUUGUCUGAAGACGUGUUUUAGUUUCAGUGUUCCACCUCCCCUCCUCACAGCUGCUGAGGGAGAUCCUGUGGGUCUACACGGUUAUUAAUGUUAAUCCUUGCCUGACUAAAUUCAGCUGAUGGUUGGUUUUGGUUUCACAUGUUUGUCUGUGUUCAGUUUGUGCAAAAAUAACAGGAUUCUUCCACAGGCU